This is a messenger RNA of Dovyalis caffra, 1455 nucleotides long. The record is from the annotation of a GenBank genome assembly. NCBI's taxonomy places the organism in Eukaryota, Viridiplantae, Streptophyta, Magnoliopsida, Malpighiales, Salicaceae.
AUGAAGAGAUCAGAGUUGGUGUUUAUACCCUCGCCGGGUAUCGGCCACGUUACAUCUACGGUGGAGUUGGCUCGGGUUCUUGUCGACCGGGACGACCGAUUCUUUGUCACAAUCAUCUUGAUGAAGCUACCAUUUGAUGACAAGUUCACAAGCUACUGCCAAUCACUCGCUGAAUCAACUAUUUCUAACAAUAUCAAAUUCUUGGACCUCCCUCUUCUCGAACAAGCUUUGGAUACGAAGGCCAAAGACAUUGUAGCUACGUACAUGGAAACGUACAAACCUUUGGUCAAAGAAGCUCUAGCUCAGCUCAUUGAGUCGUCCACCUUAAGACCUGAUCAGCCGCCUCGACUCAUCGGUCUCCUUGUUGAUAUGUUUUGUGGGACAAUGGUAGAUGUGGGCAAUGAUUUUGGUCUGCGAAGCUAUGUGUUCUUCACUUCUGGUGUAGGUUAUUUGAGUCUCUUGUUUUCUAUGCAAACCAUGAAAGAUGAGCAAAAUGUGGACUCGACUCAGUUCAAAGGUUCGGAUACUGAGUUGAUGAUAUCAAGUUUUGCUAAGCCAAUUCCUGCUAGGGUUUUGCCUUCUAUGUUUCUUAACAAAGAUGUUGUUCCUGGCUUCUUAAAUUUGGCAAGAAUGUAUAGACAAACAAAAGGUAUUGUUGUCAACACAUUUUUGGAGCUGGAAUCCCACGUGAUGAGCUCAUUUUUUGACGGUCUGACCCUUCCGGUAUACCCAGUCGGACCUAUUCUGAAGCUCCAACGUAAUGACGGUGAUAAAGGGUCAGAUAAGGUCCGUGAGAAAGAAGAGAUCAUUGGGUGGCUUGAUGAUCAACCUCCAUCAUCGGUGGUGUUCUUGUGUUUCGGAAGCAUGGGAAGUUUUGACGAGGAUCAAUUGAAAGAAAUUGCAAAAGCGUUAGAGCAUUGUGGCCAUCGAUUUUUGUGGUCUCUACGUCGAGCUCCACCAAAGGGCACCAUUGUAUUCCCUAGUGGGUACAAUAAUCCCAAGGAAAUAUUCACCGACGGAUUCUUGGAUCGGACGGCAAAGAUCGGAAAAAUCAUCGGAUGGGCUCCACAAGUGGACAUCUUGGCACAUCCAGCGGUCGGAGGAUUUGUAUCGCAUUGCGGAUGGAAUUCUAUACUGGAAAGUUUAUGGUUUGGUGUGCCGAUUGCGACUUGGCCAAUAGACGGAGAGCAACAGUUAAAUGCCUUCCAAAUGGUGGUUGAGUUAGGGUUGGGAGUGGAAAUCAAAUUAGAUUAUAGGAAGGAUUUUUUGAGUGAUGAUGAAGUUAAAAUGGUGACUGCUGAGGAAAUAGAAAGAGGUAUAAAAAGCUUGAUGGAAAAUAAUGGCGAAAUAAAGGAAAAGGUGAAGGAGAUGAGUGAAAAGAGCAAGAAAGCCGUGAUGGAAGGUGGAUCUUCACACUCUUCGUUUGAUCGUUUCAUUGCAGAUCUGAUGAGCUAG